UCCUACACCAAGUGCAACAGACAGAAUGGAUACACUUCGCAGAAAACUGUUUUUGGGUAGACAUGCUGCAGCCUCAGAAACUGUUAGACUCAGAAAGAGAAAGUCAACCCUGUACAGUAAAGAGCGCUGCAACACGGAGCAGGGCGUAGGAUUAUUCGGUCCGGACUCCUAUUUAACUAUGUUCAGUAUCGUUUUAAGGAUAGUGAACUGCUUUCUGGUCCAAACGAGUUUCGUUCCUGAUGAAUAUUGGCAGUCACUAGAAGUCGCACACAACAUGGUCUUCAAAUACGGUUAUUUAACCUGGGAAUGGAAAGAGAGACUUCGAGGCUAUGCAUAUCCAUUGUUCUUUGCAAGCUUUUAUAAAUUGUUGCAAAUCUUCAAGAAGGAUACUGUUCAACUGUUGAUCUGGGUUCCUCGAUUAGUCCAGUCCCUCCUUGCAGCACUGGCAGAUGUAAAACUGUAUUCUAUCGUGAAAAAGCAUGAGAGCACAGAAAUUGCCAAAUGGGUGUACUUUUCACAGGUAUGUUCUUGGUUUACCUGGUAUUGCAGCACCCGGACAAUUACAAAUAGUAUGGAAGUGGUUCUAACCAUCUUUACACUUUAUUACUACCCUUUUCAGGGUACAAAGACUGGGAACAGUUCAAAGUAUCUGGCUCUGAUUGCUUUUGCGAUCAUUGUGCGUCCUACUGCUGUCAUCCUUUGGCUGCCGCUGCUAUUUUUUCAUUUCUGGCAGGAACUGAAGAAACUGGACCUGUUUUUGUACAAAUGUCUACCGGUUGGAUGCUUAACGCUUGGAAUUUCUCUGACAAUUGACCGAAUAUUUUAUGGUGAGUGGGUUAUGGUUCAAUGGAAUUUCCUCAAAUUUAACGUGAUUCAGAACAUGGGAUCGUUCUAUGGCUCCCACCCUUGGCACUGGUACUUCACUCAGGGAUUUCCUGUUAUCAUGGGAACUCAUUUUCCCUUCUUCAUUCAUGGAUGCCUGUUGGUGCCCAAGAAGUACAGAGUUUUGCUAAUAGCGGUGAUAUGGACCCUCGUGGUGUAUAGUUUCUUAAGCCAUAAGGAAUUCAGGUUUAUUUAUCCAGUAAUGCCUUUCUGCAUGUUGUUUUGUGGCUACUCGUUGGCUAAUUUGAAAACAUGGAAGAAGCCAGCAGCCUGUUUACUAUUGGUUGCAAAUUUGUCUGUAGUUUUGUAUACUGGAUUAAUUCACCAGCGUGGAACACUGGACGUAAUGCAGAAUGUUCAACAACUCUGCAAGGACACGUCAGGGAAAGAUGAGCCCUCCUUGUUCUUUCUGAUGCCCUGUCAUUCAACACCAUUUUACAGCCAUGUUCAUUGCCCAAUAAAAAUGCAUUUUCUAGAAUGUCCUCCAGAUUUGACUGGGAACAAUAGCUACGUUGAUGAAGCUGAUUUGUUUUUUGAGGAGCCACUUAAGUGGUUGAACAUAAGAUUUUCUGGUCAAGCCUCGCUUCCCACUCACUUAGUAUUUUAUAAUGUAAUAGAACAGAAAAUAGAACCAUUUCUGAUUACCAAGGGCUAUGUGAAAACUGCAGUAUUGUUUCACACUCAUCUGCCAGAUGGUCGGAUAGGAAGUCACAUUCACGUAUAUGAAAGGAAGAUGAUGGAUAAUAGAUGACAAUUUUUUAUGUUUUAAACUUGUAUGUAAAUAUUUCUACUGUCUCAACUUUUUUUUUAUAAAUGUUCUUUCUCUCCCAAAUUUAUGCCUGUUUUGUUUUUGGAUAACUGAGUUGAUGUAGCAUGGUAUCUGUGCAACUAUUCAAUGGGAAGUGUUCUUUAAAAUUGAUGAAAAUGUACUCUCCAAAUAAAGUUGGAGCUGAAACAUAGCCCUGUCCACGAUGUCUAUCAAUAAAGUGAAUACUGGGAAGUUUAACUUAAAUAACUCAUGUUUACUGAAGCAGAAUAUUCCUGGCCAGUGAUAAAAUGCUCAAUAUUAACAGUGAGCUGAGGAAUUGGUUGUUAAUAUUAAUCCUGUUCCUGUAUUUACUAAAUGAUUGAGAAAGUGGUGGGAGGUAAAUAAGAUUUGGUAUCCCUACUGAUUCCCAUCUUAGUAACUCUGGCAUCUUCCAGGGACUUUUAUGAUCAUUAGAAAUGAAUGAUACUGUAGAAGGUGAACCCUUCUGCAACAUAUCACCCAAAUUAGUCAAUUAACUGAAACAAGGUUUCUCUUUAAAUUUAAAAUGUAUAAGCAAGUAUUUGUCAUACUUCACAGAUUCUCUUUAGC
Hemiscyllium ocellatum (epaulette shark) is the source of this 2239-nucleotide messenger RNA. RefSeq names its product phosphatidylinositol glycan anchor biosynthesis, class B (gene pigb). NCBI's taxonomy places the organism in Eukaryota, Metazoa, Chordata, Chondrichthyes, Orectolobiformes, Hemiscylliidae. The transcript has 12 exons. Gene Ontology annotation, cellular component: endoplasmic reticulum membrane. Bases 26 to 1633 code for a protein of 535 amino acids. Gene Ontology annotation, biological process: GPI anchor biosynthetic process. Gene Ontology annotation, molecular function: alpha-1,2-mannosyltransferase activity. The record is from RefSeq and is a predicted model, not a curated record.